Messenger RNA from Gongylonema pulchrum, 930 nucleotides. NCBI's taxonomy places the organism in Eukaryota, Metazoa, Nematoda, Chromadorea, Rhabditida, Gongylonematidae. The record is from the annotation of a GenBank genome assembly.
UCGGCAGGAGUCUGUGUUUAUGAGGGAAGAGGUGGGCUUUGCUCGGUUCGGCUCAGUAAGCCACUUCUGACUUUGCGACCGCGGAAAGAUCUUGUGGAGACACUGCUGCAUGAAAUGAUCCAUGCAUAUCUCUUCAUCACGGACAGGAACAGGGAUCACGAUGGGCAUGGACCGAAGUUCCACUAUCACAUGCGCCGUAUCAAUGCUAAAGCGGGUACUAAUAUCACUGUGCGACACAAUUUUGUUGACGAAGUGAAAUAUUAUCAGAGGCACUGGUGGCGCUGUAACGGCAUUUGUCGGAGUUCACCACCGUUCUACGGCUGGGUAAAACGUUCUAUGAAUCGAGCACCAAGUGGAAAUGACUUUUGGUUCGAAGAUCAUCAAAAAACUUGUGGAGGCACAUUCAUCAAAGUCAAAGAGCCGGAAGUGCCACCGAAAUCAAAAAUGCUAUUGAAAACGGAGGACGGUAAAUUGCCAAAAGGACAGACGACCUUGGAUUCUUUUCCCGGAAAAGGCUACGUUUUGGGUGGUACGUCAUCUCCGAGUUCGUCAACUCGUACCGGCAAAAGGUGUGCUAACGGCGACAGUGAAAUUAAAGUGGAAUUGGGAAGAUCGGCGGAGCUAUUCAUUUACGGUAACAUCUCAAAAAUCCCGAAACAGAUUCCGACGACUAAGCAGAAGAUAUCAAAUUCAAGUUCGGAUUCAAGAAACGGUGCCGAGCGGAGUGGCGGCGUUGUCCUGAAUGUUGAUGUUUCCGAAAACGGAUUCGGAUUUUUCGUGUCGCAUACUGCAGCACUUCCAUCAGCACCAUCAAGCUCGGCUGCUGACGAUGAUAUUUCUGUUCUGGUUCAAUGCCCAUCUUGUAAUACGUAUAUCCAGGAGAGUACGAUUAACGCUCAUUUGGAUUGUUGUCUCACGCAGCAGUCCUAA